This is a messenger RNA of Penicillium canariense, 531 nucleotides long. RefSeq lists its product as uncharacterized. The coding region runs from base 1 to 531 and encodes 176 amino acids. The transcript has 2 exons. The record is from RefSeq and is a predicted model, not a curated record. Lineage: Eukaryota; Fungi; Ascomycota; Eurotiomycetes; Eurotiales; Aspergillaceae.
AUGAGCGGCAGCCCCUCACCUCUGGUGCACAAUUCUCAGCACGAAGCCCUGGGCUAUCGAAAUAUGGCAGAUCCUUUGUCGAUAGCGGGUUCCGCACUGGGCGUUCUCUCUCUAGCCCUACAAAUGCGCGAAGAGAUUGUCUCCUACUGCAAGUCAUGGCGGGGAGCACACCGGGAGAUCCAAGACAUUGCCAACAAAGCCGACGGGCUCGGCGCGCCGCUUCAGGCACUGCAGCAGAUCAUCAAGGAGACACAAGUCAUGGAUCCAGACGUGGCUGAUGACCUGCAGGAUAAAAUUGGGAUUCUUCGUGGAGGCAUUGGCAGGGUUAAGACAUCUAUUGAUCGCUUGAGACCUGCCGUCUCUCCGGAAAGCUUCAGCGACAAGGUCCGCGCUCAGGGCAAAAGAGCGGCGUAUCCGUUUCGUAAAGAUGAGCUACGCGCCUUGGCUAAUGACCUGGAUGCUAUUCAAAUUAACCUGCAUACGUCACUUCAUAAUUACUCCAAUCCUGGUGCAAUCGACAGCGAGAGCUGA